Alexandromys fortis (reed vole) is the source of this 3476-nucleotide messenger RNA. It is a transcript of the gene Tmed10, whose product is annotated as transmembrane p24 trafficking protein 10. NCBI's taxonomy places the organism in Eukaryota, Metazoa, Chordata, Mammalia, Rodentia, Cricetidae. The record is from RefSeq and is a predicted model, not a curated record. Gene Ontology annotation, biological process: Golgi organization; endoplasmic reticulum to Golgi vesicle-mediated transport; intracellular protein transport. Gene Ontology annotation, cellular component: Golgi apparatus; COPII-coated ER to Golgi transport vesicle; endoplasmic reticulum. The transcript is spliced from 5 exons. The coding region runs from base 54 to 713 and encodes 219 amino acids.
CCCCCGGUUCCGGCGCGCUAGAGGCCCCGGGUGGUGAACGAGGCUCCGGCACCAUGUCUGGUUUGUGUGGCCCACUCUCCUGGCCUGGCCCUCGCCCCUGUGCGUUGCUCCUUCUGUUCCUGCUCGGCCCCAGCUCGGUGCUCGCCAUCUCCUUCCAUCUGCCCGUGAACUCUCGCAAGUGUCUCCGCGAGGAGAUCCACAAGGACCUGCUCGUGACGGGCGCCUACGAGAUCACCGACCAGUCGGGGGGCGCAGGCGGCCUGCGCACCCAUCUCAAGAUCACAGAUUCUGCUGGCCAUAUUCUAUAUGCCAAAGAGGAUGCAACUAAGGGGAAGUUUGCUUUUACCACGGAAGAUUAUGACAUGUUUGAAGUGUGUUUUGAGAGCAAAGGAACAGGGCGGAUACCUGACCAACUCGUGAUUCUAGACAUGAAGCAUGGAGUAGAGGCGAAAAAUUAUGAAGAGAUUGCAAAGGUCGAGAAACUCAAACCACUGGAGGUGGAGCUCCGACGCCUGGAGGACCUUUCAGAAUCAAUCGUGAAUGACUUUGCCUACAUGAAGAAGCGGGAAGAGGAGAUGCGGGACACCAAUGAGUCCACGAACACCCGAGUCCUGUACUUCAGCAUCUUUUCCAUGUUCUGCCUCAUUGGACUGGCCACCUGGCAGGUCUUCUACCUGCGUCGCUUCUUCAAGGCCAAGAAGUUGAUAGAGUAAUGAGGCUCAGUCUUCAGUCCCCUGGUAUCUCAGCCAGCAGAACAUCGCUGGGACGUGCCUGGCCUAUGUAGCUCAAGGCCAUCUACUAACAGUACCACCCAGGCACAGUGGAGCUUUCUUGCCAGAACUGAUUUCUUUUGGUGUGGGAGAAUAUGGGGCACCACCUACACCCAGCAAGUCAAUGAGGACUUCUUUUUAAUGUGGUAGGAUUUGGACUGGUUUUUCAACAAGAUUAUUAAAGUCACCUAUGGAAAAACAAAACAAAAAUAGGGGUUACGUAGAUAAUGCCAAAGCCAGCAUUCGCCCUGGGUUCCCUCACGUGAUCCGUUUGAGCUGUUUGCUUUUAUUUCCCACUUGCUCAUCGCCUUGAUCUUCCGCCCUAAUUCUUCCCGGUAUUUCUAUGACCGUGGUCAGCUUGUCUCAUGCCAGUUGUCCUCUUCGGCAUCCUUGUGAAAACACCAUGGACUUUCUUUUGGCCCUUAGGUGAAAUGUUUACAUAGCUUCUGGUGAGAUCCUUCAUAAUUCUGUCUCCUAAAAGGGUCGUGGAUGGGUCACAUAAAAACGUGAACUUUGAACUGUAAGUAAUCUCUUCAAAGAAAAUCUCAAUUUUAGACAUUAAAAUGUUCGUGUUCAACUGCUUGAACUCCAUGUGUGUGUUUUUAGUUCUGUCACGUGUAGACCCCAGUGAUCAUUUCAAGGUACUGCCCUACCUUUUCAGCUCUGGCUCCCCAGUCUGCUUGCCACUUCUGUACCUUUGUUACUUUGUUAUGUAAAUGGAUCAUCAAGAGUGUAACCUUUGGAGGUUGACUUCCCACUCAGUAUAAUCCCUGUGAAAUGCCCCUCCAGGUUGUUGCAUGUAUUGCUAGUUGAUUCCUUUUCGUUGCUGAUCCUCCUCCAGGUUAUGGAUGGUAGGCAUUGUGCUUAAAGGUCAUUAUGGGUGGGUUUGGGGAUUUGGCCCUUAACUAGUAAGGCUCUUAUGUGAAUGCAAGUUUUCAUCACUCUGGGAUGAAUGCCUAAGCCGGCAUUUGCUCUGCCGUGUGGGAAGUAGUUCUUAAAAGAAACUUCCCUGCUCUGGUCUAGAGUGGCUAUAGCAUGUUACGUUUCCUCAUUCUCAUUAGUAUUUCUUAUCAUUGGUGUUUUAACUUAGCCCCUUGAAUAGGUACCUGUAAUAUCUCAUUAUGGUUUUAAUUUGCAUUUUCCUUUCAUGUGCUAGUCAUUUGCCAUCCGUAUGUCCUUGUCGGUGGAAUGUCUGUUCAUGCUUUCAUCCAUUUGCUACCUGGGUCACUUGUUCACGUCGCUGGUGAGUUUUGUGUAGGUCUUCUAUCAGACAUGCGGUUGCUUGAAUUUUUCACAUAACUUCUACCAGGGAAAAAUAACUAAUAACUACAUUUUACCAGCCCUUCAUGCAUGGCCAGUCACUGACUCCUAAUUCCUGUCCUUAUACGUCCUUAAUUUCUGUCCUAAUCUCCAGAGAAUUGGACAUACAGGGUUUAAAUAGACAUUUUAGGAGAGUCACAGAAAGGUAAAUACUUGAAAAUACUUGUAAAAGCAAAGCCAAGGUUCACUUGUUGGGAGCAUUAAGCACCUCAAGGCCAAGUCUAAUGAACAAGAUGUGGGGCUGGGAGUGUGUCUCGGUGGUCAGGUGCUUCCUGACACACAGAAGGCUCUGGGCCUGAUCCCAACGCUAAGGGAAAGUAGCUCCAAACGUUUGUGAACAGGAAAAACACUCAUUUGUCAUCUGAGACCUUUCCCACUUCUCCCAGGACAGUAGGGAGGAGUUCUCUCUGUAAUCUUUCUACCCUGCUUGUCUUAAUUGCCCUGCUGAGAAUUACAGGACCUAGGUUCAUGUUGCUUGCAGUAAAAGAGUGGACUAUGGAAAUUAGCAGAGAACACUGUUAGGUUGACCCGGAUGCAGUAUGAGGGUGAAAGGGAAUGAUUUGUGUUGUUAAAGUCCAGGCUGUUCUGUUAAGGUUCCAGUUACUGUAAACUCCAGUCUUCUUUGUGGCAUGAAGCCGUCUAUGGUACAAUACUGCCAUCUGCUGUUGUAAAUGACAAGUCUUGCUCCUAAGAAUUUAGAAGUUGAGUCCUCACCAUAACAACAGAUGUUCAGGAAUCUGUAACAUUCAUAUAUCAAAUGAUAGAGGAACAAUUCAAGUAAGAAAAGAAUAAACAAAGUUUUGGGUCAGAAUCCAUCUGUAGACUUAAGUGCAAAACCGUAGCCUGUGCCAUUAGCCUAACAAGAGACUCCUAUUUCUGACUUGUGCCUUUCCCCCUUUUAAAGAGCAAUGAAAGCUACUCUGUUAGUUAUGGUUUUCUGUUCUAAAAAUGUCAAAGAAAGUAGGAGAAAGUAGAGUAAGUGUUUUGUCCAUAUUUUUUAUUUCCAAGUACGGCUCUAACCUUAAGCUUUGUAGAACUGAAAUUCUUUCAAGUCCUUUUCUUUGUUUUGAUUCAUGCCAAAAACAACCAACUUGGACAUUGUGUUUUCAGUUACAAAGUUAACUGAAAAGCAUUUGCCUUUGACAACAGGCUAGCACAAAAGCAUAUCAGCUUUAUAAACAGGUAUGUUAUCUGUUUCCCUCCAUCUUCAAUAUUCAAAAUAAUCUGAGAAUAAUAGUUUCAACAAACCUUGUUAUAUCCCAUUGUCAUGAACCCCUCAGAGCCAUUCUUCUGUUUGUUAAUGGAAAGAGGCAUGUGGGAUUUAUACAGACUCACCUGUUGGAGAUUUGUGUGUAAACUUUCACAAAUAAAGGCUAGCAGAAACCA